AUGUGGAUUCCCCCUCGACUUCUCACCACGCUAGAGACACCGGAGUUUUACACGGACACUGUCCCCUCUCCUACUUCUAACUCGGUGGCGGUUGAGGACUACUCGGAUGCGGACACUAAGAGUGAUAGAGAAGAGGGCUAUUGCGAGUUGUGGAUGAAGGUAAUCGAGCACGGGCUAGCAUGGCUAGCGAGGCUUAGGUCAGUCGAUGCCAUUGCUUCCAAUUAUCAAGCCGAGAGAGGAAGUCAACGGGGACUAGGCGGAGCCUUCGCUGCGGCUACUAGCCAUAUUGGCCCACCUAGCCUUGAGAGAUUGGUUGAGAACCUUAUCCCGAUAGAAGUAGUUAUUAAGGCGUUGGUUCUUCCUUAUGCUCAUGGGGUCGCCGAUCGGACUAGUAAAGGUGAUGGUUAA
Dovyalis caffra is the source of this 408-nucleotide messenger RNA. NCBI's taxonomy places the organism in Eukaryota, Viridiplantae, Streptophyta, Magnoliopsida, Malpighiales, Salicaceae. The record is from the annotation of a GenBank genome assembly.